AUGGAUUAUAAAAUAGAUAAUGGAGAUGUGUACCAGAGGAGGAGAGGACCUCAUUCGGUCAGCUCGGAUGGACAGGAAACAGGAAAUAAGCAACAGGAAGGGGUUGGGCGGACAGGGAGCAGCUGGCGACGAAUCGUUCUACUCAUCAUUGCCAUCACCAUCCACAACAUCCCAGAGGGUUUGGCUGUGGGAGUUGCAUUCGGAGCCAUUGGAAAGACUUCAUCUGCUACUUUUGAAAGCGCCAGAAAUUUGGCCAUCGGUAUCGGCAUCCAGAAUUUCCCAGAAGGCUUGGCAGUGAGCCUGCCGCUCCGGGGGUCAGGAGUCUCGACAUGGAAAGCCUUCUGGUAUGGCCAGCUCAGUGGCAUGGUGGAGCCUGUCGCUGGGUUGCUGGGCGCCAUUGCCGUCGUCUUGGCAGAACCCGUGUUGCCAUAUGCGUUGGCGUUUGCUGCCGGGGCGAUGGUUUACGUGGUGGUGGAUGACAUUAUACCUGAGGCCCAAAUCAGUGGAAACGGGAAGCUGGCCUCCUGGACCUCCAUCCUGGGCUUCGUCGUGAUGAUGUCACUGGACGUUGGGCUGGGCUGAGCUCACCUCACCGUGUCACCGUGGCAACAGAACACUCGAUGGCCAUGAUGUCAUCAUUGCUCUGCUGACCUCAGUUUUUUAAAAGUGGACCAAAUGAAGUGUUUGAUGGGUGACUGUACUUGAAGUUCUCUUUAAUGUGUGUUUGGUUUUCAUGCAACAAGUUAUUUUCCAAGAGCAUCUGUCACUUUUUUCAAAUGGCAGACACCUAAUUUGGGAAUAUUUAAUGAUUAUUUUAAUUCCAGAGCUUGUGAAUUUUGUGUUGAGGUUAGUGCUUUUUGAGAUCUUUUCCAAAAGCAUUAUUUCAAAACAAAAUGUCUCAAUUAUGAAAGUUCACUUGUUGUUUUUUCUUCAUUUUCUCAUAAUGGCAAUACUUGAAGUCUGGUGUUUGAGUUGGUAAUUUAUGGGACCUCCAAUGAAUGAUUUUGUUUUGGUUUACUCUGUUCUGACUCCAGCUGUAUCACUGUUACUGCAGAAGAACACUUUACACACACGUAACCCUCCUCUAUAAUGAAAGUCUGCUUUUCAUCCAGAUGCAGUGCCUUCUCUUGUUUAGGGCUCAGACAUCUACAGGCCAGUCUGAAGAAUCACAUGUUGUGGUCUGUGUCUAAUUAUUUAAAUGCUGAAGACAACACUUGAAGUAUUUGUAUAAUUAAACAACCAUGUGAUUCUGA
Messenger RNA from Etheostoma spectabile (orangethroat darter), 1253 nucleotides. Its product is annotated as zinc transporter ZIP11. Bases 1 to 582 code for a protein of 193 amino acids. Gene Ontology annotation, cellular component: membrane. The transcript is spliced from 6 exons. Lineage: Eukaryota; Metazoa; Chordata; Actinopteri; Perciformes; Percidae. Gene Ontology annotation, molecular function: zinc ion transmembrane transporter activity. The record is from RefSeq and is a predicted model, not a curated record. Gene Ontology annotation, biological process: zinc ion transmembrane transport.